This is a messenger RNA of Lachancea sp. 'fantastica', 834 nucleotides long. The record is from the annotation of a GenBank genome assembly. NCBI's taxonomy places the organism in Eukaryota, Fungi, Ascomycota, Saccharomycetes, Saccharomycetales, Saccharomycetaceae.
AUGUCUUCCAACAGAGAGCAGGUUUUCCCAACUCGUAUGACGUUGGGACUGAUGAAGUCUAAGCUCAAGGGAGCGAACCAGGGCCAUUCGUUGUUGAAAAGAAAGUCCGAGGCGCUUACAAAGCGGUUCAGAGACAUCACAAAGCGCAUUGACGACGCCAAACAGAAAAUGGGCCGUGUCAUGCAAACUGCAGCUUUUUCGCUAGCUGAAGUUACUUAUGCUACGGGCGAGAACAUCGGAUACCAGGUCCAAGAAAACGUCUCUACGGCAAGAUUCAAGGUGCGGGCUCGUCAAGAGAACGUCAGUGGUGUGUAUUUGCCGCAAUUUGAGAGUUUCAUCGAUCCCGAGAUCAACGAUUUCAAAUUGACGGGUCUGGGCCGUGGUGGACAGCAAGUCCAACGUGCGAAGGAAAUCUAUUCCAGAGCCGUCGAGACUUUGGUAGAGCUUGCAUCAUUGCAAACAGCUUUUGUGAUUUUGGAUGAGGUCAUUAAGGUCACCAACAGAAGAGUCAACGCUAUCGAGCACGUUAUUAUUCCACGGACCGAAAAUACGAUUGCGUACAUCAACAGUGAACUUGACGAAUUAGAUAGAGAAGAGUUCUACAGAUUGAAGAAGGUCCAGGAAAAGAAGCAGCAGCAAACUGCAGAGCUCGACGCUCAAUUAAAACGCAAGAAAGAAGCCGAUUUUGCUGAAAAAUCCGGCAAUGAGGGCCAAGAGUCCAAAACUGAAGAAACCGCGGCAUCAAAGCCCGAACCAUCAAAAGCUCAAAAGGCCGCGAAAACUCAAGAUACUCCAGACGUUCUUGCUGAGCACGAAGACGACGUGAUUUUUUAG